This is a messenger RNA of Siniperca chuatsi (mandarin fish), 6032 nucleotides long. It is a transcript of the gene snapc4, whose product is annotated as small nuclear RNA activating complex, polypeptide 4. NCBI's taxonomy places the organism in Eukaryota, Metazoa, Chordata, Actinopteri, Centrarchiformes, Sinipercidae. The record is from RefSeq and is a predicted model, not a curated record.
GACCGGAAGUGAAGUCGGGGGGAAGAAAAUAAAGAGCGGACAGUUUGAGCUGCGGUUUGUUUUGGAUGUCUGUCUGUUGUUAGUUUAAUCAGACACAGUUUGUUCCGCCGACAGACAGAAAAUAAAACCCGUUUCUGUUUUUAUUCGAAACGUUUAAACCGGAACUCGGUGAAACGGUGAAACAUCGCGGGAGAAGUUGCCCCGCCGCACAGCCUGCUGGGUAAUAUGUUAACGACAGCGCUACGUUGAUUGGACCGCCGCGGCACAUGGAGGCAGAAAGUAAAGACACAGUUUAGUCAAAUAAAGUCAAACGGUGGAUUUACUGAAGAGACGGAAGCUGCCGCAGACAUGUCUGUCUCUCUGUCAGCAGAGAGAGACAGGAUCCAGCGAGAGGUGGAAGAGCUGGAACAGAGUCUGUCUGCAACACAGGCUGAACUGGAGCUGCUGAGCAGCGAGACAGGUGAUGAAUCAGAUGGUGAUGACACGGAGGAGGAGGCGGGGCAGUCUGCAGCAGGUCUGUUGGCUCAGAGAGAGAAGAUCCAGAAGGAGAUCCAGAACCUGGAGAACGUCCUGGGACCACACAGUCCCAUCAGUGUGUCAGAAGAUGAUGACAACAGCAGUGACGAGAGUGAGCUGGAUCUGUCUCUGUCAGUGGACUCGUGUCUUCAGAUGAACCUCGUCUACCAGCAGGUGGUUCAAGCGACCCUGGACCACCUGGAGACACUACUGACACACAACUACAGACAGCAGAAGGAGGUGCUGUCUCAGCUGUCUGGACCGAGCAAAGAGUCUUCCAGGGAACAGCGCCCCCCCCCCUCCUCCUGCCAGCAGCCAUUCAACAUGUUCCUUGGGCGCUUCCUCAAACCGUACUUCAAGGACAAACUGACAGGACUGGGUCCUCCGGCCAAUCAGGAGACAAAGGAGAAGGCUAACAGGAUGACGGGAUGUCUGGACAACAGGAAACUGAAAUUGAAACGAUGGGAGAGCUGGCAGAAGACUCUGUUGAUCCACUCAGUUGCCAGAGACAGUCUAAGGAGACUCAUCCAGCCCAAACUCUCCAAGGUGGACUACCUGAGUCAGAAGCUGUCCUCAGCAGUGGAGACAGACAAGCAGCAGCUCAGACAGCAGAUAGACAGUCUGGAGAGAGACAUCGACCUGCUGAAAGGGAAGAAGGAGGAGGAGCUGAUUGGUGAUCGAUAUGAAGAACACGACUGGCAGAAAAUCUCUAAUAUUGAUUUUGAAGGAACGAGGGAUGCGGAGGACAUCCGUUGUUUCUGGCAGAACUUCCUCCACCCGUCCAUCAAUAAGACUCGGUGGAGUCAGGAGGAGGUACAGCAGCUGGAGGAGGUCAGCAGGAGACACGGAGAGAGACACUGGGAGACCAUCGCCACAGAGCUGGGGACGGGGAGGACGGCCUUCUUGUGUCUUCAGACGUUCCAGCGGUUCGUCUCGGGCUCGUUGAAACACGGCAGUUGGACUCCGUCUGAAGACGCUCAGCUCAGAGAGCUGGUGGACAAGAUGAGGAUCGGAAACUUUAUCCCCUACACACAGAUAAGUUACUUCAUGGAGGGUCGUGACCCCGCCCAGGUGAUCUACAGGUGGAUCCAGGUUUUGGACCCGAGCCUGAAGAAAGGUCCGUGGACCAAACAGGAAGACCAGCUGCUGCUGCGAGCUGUGUCUCUUCAUGGAGAGAAGAGCUGGUGGAGGAUCAGGUUGGAGGUUCCUGGACGCACCGACAGCGCCUGCAGAGACAGGUAUUUUGACUGUCUGAAGGCGGAAACAAAGAGAGGACCGUUUGACCAACAGGAGAAAGAGCUGCUGCUGCAGCUGGUGGAGAAACAUGGAGUCGGUCGCUGGGCGAGGAUCGCUGCUGAGAUUCCCAAUCGUAAUGACGCUCAGUGUCUUAGAGAGUGGAGGAAACUGUCCAGGCCAACUCUACCUCCUCCUCAGAAAGAUAACAAAGCUAAAAAAAAACAAAAGAGUCGCAGAGGAGAGAAGAAGAAGAAGAAGAAGGUUAACCCGGCCAAGAAGGGAAUCAGGAGACGACUGAUGAAACUGAAGGAGGAGGAGGAAGAUGAGGAGGAAGAUGAGGAGGAGGAGGAGGAGAUGAUGGUGGAGUACAUGGACAGUGAUGAAGAGGAGAAGAAGAAUAACAAGGAGGUAGUGGAAGUGGAGAGGACUGAGGAGGUGGAGAAGGAUGAGGAAGAGGAGGAGUAUAUCAUCCCCCCCAUGCAGGAGUGGACUCCAACAGAAAAAGCACAAUGUUUCACCUUCCUGAACUUUCGACCGGUGGAGUUACCUUCAUCUGGAGACGCCCACAAUGGGAAACCUGUCCGGUCAACCAUCCUGGGCCCAUUCGGACGCUCCGUGAUCAUCGGACCACCUCCCAAAGAGCUGCAGUGGGAGAAGCGCCACAGCAGCAGCAUCAUGCUGAUGUUGUCACCUGACCAGCUCCGUGCCCACUUGAAGUCCAGCCCCCGAGGGAAGGUCCAGACCGGCAAAAAGAAACACCUGGGCCGAGUGACGGACGUGGCGCUGGGCUACGAGCUGCAGGCCGCGGUGACGCCGUGGAUCGGCAACCUGUUGAUCCCAGCAAAAACCAGACUGACGGCAGCCGAUGUACUGAGGGAGCAAAGAGAGAAGACCCCGCUCUCCUCAACUCCCGUCUUCCUGCUCCUCCUCCAGACCAUGAACGUGGACACUGUGGGCUGUAAGAGGAUGAUAGAGCAGAGGAGGAACAGGGUGGCGGUGACACCACCUCCGUACCCUUCCUCUGCCCGGAAGUAUAACCUGAAGAACAUUGCAGGACUCCAGCAGAAGAAGGUCAAAGAUAUCCUGCAGGAGUUAGACAUGCAGCACCAACUGAUCCUGAAGCAGCUUCGGGAUCAGCAGCAAGCCAAACAGAACCAGCAACAACUGUGGCUCAAGCAGCAAGUACGUCCACAGCAACUCAUGCUGCUGCAGCAACCUCCUCGCCCGCUUUCGCUGCCUUCUCAGAAUAGCCCAGGUGUUCUUCUUCAGAUGCCUCCUAACGUGCAAACCUCGAGGUCUCCUGUGUCGUUUCCUCAGGCUGUCUUCGUUCCUCAUCCUGUCGUGCAACCUCGCGGUGCCUCCGUCCAGCUCAUGCCUCCCUCUUCCCUAACCACACCCCCUCCAGUUCUACUUAGACCUCCCUCUGCGGGAGUCGUCACUUCUCCGUUACCUGCCCUUCCUGCUCCUCAUAGACUGCAAGUCCCUCCUGUCUCUGUGCUCCCAGUGCCCUUGAAUGCCACAUCUACCUGCUCUGCCUCUUUCCACCGACAAGCUGGACCUUUGACUCAAAACCUCAUAGUUGCCCUGCCCUCUUCCCCUAACCAGCAUGUUUCUAUUGGUUCUGCACUGCCCAGUCAGCACGCUGUUGCCUCCAACUCCAGCAGCCCCGUCUCUUGCAGCAGUCAGAACGGGGUGGAUUUGGGUGGGGCAGGUGAUGGCGUGGAUGGAGCUUGUACAGGUGUGGAUGGGGCAGGUGUGAUCAAGAAAGGAAGGACGAUUCGGAAGAUGAGCCAGAAGCCCAAAGCUCUGCAGGAAGCCACUGACGCCAAGGCUGAAACCAGCAAGACAAACUGCACUGCUCCCAUCCAGCUGGUACCUCUGACUCCUCCCUCCUCCAUGACAACCCCCCCCACGUCUUCUCAAAGACCUCCUCCUGCCGGGGUCAUCUCCUCCCCGCUAACCAAAACUGAAGCACCUUCACACGCUCCUCCUUCAGCACAAGAAACUACACCUCCUGCUCUCAGACUGAAUGUCCCUGGGAAAUCGUCCCCGUUGCCCCAGAACGCCACACCUACCUGCUCUGAUAGGACUGUGUCCUCAACUCAAAACAUCAGUUUAGCUGACUCAGUUCAACCAAGCCCCGCCCCCAAACCCACGCUCUGCAAAUCAGACUCCGCCCCCAACAAGCCACCCAAAGCCCUGCCCAGAGGGAGGAAACGAGGGAGGGGGGAGGAGCAGCAGAGUGUGACAAACAGUCAGGGUGACCAAUGUGUGGGUAGGACAGGUGACGCCGUGGGAGGGACAGGUACAGGUGUGAUCCAGGAAGGAAAGAGGGUUCGGAAGCCGAGUCAGAGGGCCAGAGCUCUUCAGGAAGCCUCUCAGGAAAAGGCUGAAGCCAAGAAGAAGAGAACUUCCUCUCCUCCUAGUAGGAAGCGCUCUCGUACGUCUCGCUCUAAAGAGGAAGUUGUCGUACAGAACCAGCCGGUGACUCAGCUCCCUGGGUUCCGUUUACUUCCCGGUCAGUCGAUGUGGGUCAUGACUCCUGGUGGGCUGGUUCAGCUGGCAGAAACCCAGCUCCAAGGCCUGCAGGUGGCGUUAGUACCAAGCGCCCCCCUUCCAGCUCCUCCAGGGAAUAUUUUAACCGGUCAGCCCCCUCUGCAACUCACCACCGGCUCCCCGCGAUUAAUCGCACCUCAACCCACUGCUGUGUCCGUCCCCGUAAACCUGCCCGGACUGAAUCAGCCACGGCCUCUUCCUGCCCCACCCACCUGUCCCUCCAAGCCCCUCCCCCAACCUUCAUGCUGCAACCUGUCCCAACCUGGCUCCUCCUCUCCGUCCUCCUGUGCAUUCCAGCCUCCCCCCAAACUCUUCCUGCCAUAUAAAGGCACGGUCAGAGGGGAUCCAGUGGCGCCCUCUCUCCUCAGGAAGGAGUCGCUGGAGUUCGACCCCUCCCUGAUGUUCCUAGAGUCCCAAGCGGCGGUGCGUGAUUGGCUGAGCGGUAAAGGAGGGGUGGUGGUACCUGGAAUGGGCGUGGCUCUUCCCUACCUGCCACCCUUUGUCAGCAGUCUGAGCACGCUCAGUGCGCUGCUCCGAGCAAAGAAGUCUCUGACUAGAUCGUCCCUGGAGUUGCUGAGUCAAGGGUCUGAACCCCGACGCCCCCAAACCAAACCCAAAACUGACAGCAACACCAAGACUACGUCCAGUCGGCCUCCUGACCUGCCAGACUCCACCUCUGAACUCAGACCAGCCGCAGACAAACCAGUUCCUCCUGUCAGCUCCAACCUCCUGCAGGAGGAGGAGGCGGAGCUUGUGGUGGCGGUACGUCAGCUGGUGGCGGAGCGUUUCUCCAAUAACCCCGCCUACCAGAUGCUGAAGGCCCGCUUCCUGUCCUGCUUCACUGUCCCCGCCAUGCUGGCUACCGUGCAGCCAAUCACAAAGAAGACUGUGACCCGCCCAGCUGAGGGGGAGGAGCAGCAGCAGCAGGAGGGGGAGGAGCAGCAGGAGGAGGGGGAGGAGGAGGAGCUAAAAAAAAUCAAAGACAGAGGAAGACGAAGGAGAGCCGAGAGAUCUUUGCUGCUGUCUGACAGCUCAGGAGCUCCAGCCAAUCACUUCUCAGGAAUCACCAACACCAACACACCCACCACCGACCAGCCAAGACCAGACCAGACCGGACCAGAUCAGUAGGAGCCAGACUGUCACUGUCCACUGAAAACCACAGACCCAAACGAUGAGUUCACGUGUUCAGUUUCUCGGCUGAAAAAUGUUCCUGUUAAACAUAUUAGCAGUUUGAGUUCGGAAAAGUCGAUCAUUUUAAAAUAAGCGUUUUUCACUGGACACCAACAAAACUCACUUUACAAACAUUUGAACCCACAAACGUGAUGUUUUCGUUCUCAGUUUUUGAGUCUGAGUCAGAUGUUCAUGUUCAGCUCAUGAAUCAGCAGCUGAUUCUGUUUGAGUGUCCUUGAAAAAUCAACAAACAGUCAAAUAGACUUGAAAAAUGUUAAAUCAAGUUUCAGUCUGCAGGUAAGAAAUUAGUUGAAACUAUUUUAAGCUUAAAGGAAGGAAAUCAAUCUAUAAAAUUGAUUAUUGGAAAAAGAUCUGCAGGCACAUGAAGUUAAGUAAAACACUGUUUUUCGAAGUUAAACAGAAUAGUUUGGAGCUCUGUGGUGUGUUCAGGUACCUCAGGAGGAACGUUAAAGUGAUGAAAUUGCACUAAACUAUGUUGUGUUUGCUUGUUGUCUUGUUUAUUUUCUAAUAAAGAGAAGGUUUUGUGAAAUAAA